AUUUAUUUUGCUUCUUGUUAGCAUGAAAUCUUAGAAUUCUAAAAAACUAAAUUUGAAGAUAACUUUAAAUAAGAAAUCUGUUGCAUAAUUGUCUAAGGCUGAUAAACCACCUAGCUCUGAUUGUUCCUAAAAAACUAUGUCAUCUAAUGAUAAGGUAAAUAAAUAUGACUUAUUUAGACUACUGCUUCUUCUUUACAAUUAAGUUUUAAAUUUAAGGAAAGUUUUUCAACUCCAAAUCCUUCAAUAAUUUCAGAGGGUGAAAAUAAAUGUAUUUUUGCUUGAUUUAUAAUUUCAGCUGUUGAACCUCAUUAAUCUAAGUUCAUCUAAUUUCUUAUUCAAGAGAAUUUACAACUUAUAAAACAAAAUUCAGACAAAGACAAAUUAAUUACAAAACUUUUAACUACAAAGAAGCCUGUAAUAUUGUAAAGAGCCAAUACAUCUAACACAGAACGAAAUAUAAAUAAAUAUUCUUUAAAAGAACAGUAAUAUAUAUUCAACUAGAAGAUCUAGAAAAAAGAAUGAAUUAAAGAAAUCCAAUUCUCCUCUAGGAUUCACUUUUUGUAACACUGAUUAAUAAGUGAAUGAUGACAGAACAAUUUAAAGUCAACCAAUGACCACUUCUUCUAAAAGACUCCCCAAAGAGUUUUAAAUUGUACCCAAACAAAGAAAGUUUUUCAUCUGAACCAAC
Paramecium sonneborni is the source of this 688-nucleotide messenger RNA. The record is from the annotation of a GenBank genome assembly. NCBI's taxonomy places the organism in Eukaryota, Ciliophora, Oligohymenophorea, Peniculida, Parameciidae.